CAACUGAGCUACAAAAAUCCCCGCGAACUGAUAAAAGUCACCGCUUCCCUGUUCGUCCUCAGUCCAAAAAUCCCCCACCCCUUCAGUCUUGACCCCAUGGCUGAGAGCCCUUCUCUCUCCCCUUCUAGAUCCAGCUGAGGACGACCUUGCCGCCGCACUCGAUCUGCUCCUCCCUGAUCUGGGCGUUCUUGAUUUUCUCAAGAGAAAAAUACCAGCUUUCUUCCGUGAUUUGUGGGAUUUCCCGUUGCUUGUUCCUGCCCUUGUUGCAUCCAGACUAGGAACUUCCAUCUCAUAGUGAAAGGUCAACUAUUUGUUAAGAGGAAAGCGAUGGCCAAGGGAAAGGGGAAGUCUGAUGGUGAUGGGUGCUCUCGUGAGAGGACUAUUUCCUGGGCUGAUGAUCAGACCAAGUUUAUGUUGGAUUGGUGCAUUGAAUACAUGAAGGAACAAUAUGCGGGAUUUAGGUUCAGGAAGCAUCAUCUUUUGAAGUGUGCUGAUGCUUUAAAUAGAAAAUUUGCUAUGGGGGUGACACUUGCUCAAGUUGAUCGUCACUUCAGGCACUACAAAGAAAAUUGGAAGUACAUUGCCGCCGCAAUUAGCAAGAGUGGCAAUGUUUUCGAUGAUAUUAGAUGUGUGGUAACUAUCUCCGAGUCUGAAAAGUCUUGCCUCAAUGAUAGAGCAAGGCGCUUGCUUUCUAAGCCCAUCAAGUUCUACUAUGAGAUGCAGGAGCUAUUCACAGGCACUAGUGCUGAUGGUUUUUUGGCCAUGGACCAGCAUACAUGCACAAUUGAUUUCGAUGACUCGGACAAUGAUGAAGGGUUGUAUGAUCUCAACUGCUAUCCACAGUAUGAGGGCCCUCUUGAGGAGGAUUCUGACACUUUGCCAACAACACAUUGUCCUAAAAGACCUCCAGUACCUGUAGGUGGUGAUAAUUCAACAUCUAGCACUAGCCGAGUUGGUAAGAAGCGCCCAAGAGGUAGCAAGUCACCUACUAAGAAGCCACCAAGAACCAAGAGUCGUUUCGUGGAGCCCGCUGAAGAAAUCAACUCUACAUUGAGGUCACUCCAGCAAUCCCUUGUUGCCGCUCCUCCUCCAAUGCCCCAAGUUGUUGAUCCUUAUGCUAGUUUAUGGAAGAGGUUGGAGGAACUCCCAAUUACCACAGAUCAAAGAAUUACUGUUGGUGUGCACUUAUCUUGCAAGGACAAUGAAGGUUUGCGUGGUUGGUUAUGCAGUGCAAGUGAAAAAACUUUUGAAACUUGGGUUUGCAAGUUCUUUGCUGACAAAGAUCAUGUUUAUAGCAACAUGUGAAGUUAUCUAGUUGCUAACUUGUCAUGUCUAGAAGUUGGCAACCUGUGAAGUUUAGAAGAUGGCAACUUUUGGUAUUUAGGAGAUGAACUUGUGCUACGACUACUGCUUUUGGGAAGUAGAUCUUUUGAUGUGUGGUGAAACACUUUAAUGUAAUUUGGCCAGAACUUGUGUUAUUGCUAUGAAUGACUAUCACUUGACUUUAUAAUGAUGGACGAA
This is a messenger RNA of Triticum aestivum (bread wheat), 1521 nucleotides long. RefSeq lists its product as uncharacterized. The record is from RefSeq and is a predicted model, not a curated record. Lineage: Eukaryota; Viridiplantae; Streptophyta; Magnoliopsida; Poales; Poaceae. The transcript has 4 exons. The coding region runs from base 328 to 1305 and encodes 325 amino acids.